GGCUAUUCCCGCUCGCCCUGCCCCUCUGCCUGUGCCAACACCCACAGGGGCGUUCCCCUCACAACGCACAGCAACCAUCGCCCGCCAAACAAGCCUGCUAAACUCACGGCGCUCGGCACAUUAACGGGUGGUUCAUAAGCCAACUAGCUACGUUCGCGAUAAUUCAUAUCGCGUCGUCGUUAUUGUUGUUGUUGUUUGAUGUAUCUCCACGCCGUCUCCGUUAACGAUACCGUUAUGUUGAAGGCCUAGGAGGACGGAGCGAAGCCUACGCGCUCGCCUGGAUCCCUCGGCCGGGUGGAGCGCUCCCUGCUCCCCGUGAUCGCGUUGGGCAGGGGGGUGUGGGGGGGUGUCGUAGGCGGCAAGUUACGCGUUUUAUUUUAUUUCUUUUUGUGUGAAGGCGCAGCAGCGGUUAUUAAAAAAAUUUAGCGCGGCAUUUAUUAACGAUGUUGGUGUUUUCCGUUGCCUCAAGCAAGUUAAACGCGUGCCUUUAGGAAGCCUAGCUUUUGUGAGAAUGUUAAGUGCUGCAUAGGUAACGUAGUGUAUAUGAUAUAUCAAGGUUAUUGUUUGUUGUUGUUGCACUGUAAAAGUGUCUCAUACGUCGAAUAUAAAUUUUAAUAACGUCUGGCUGCACCGGUCAUGAUUUUAAUAAAGUGGUAACGGCCGUGGCGAUUAAAGUAGGCAUUGCGAGAGCACAAUACGACCUCGGCACGUCUAAUAGUAAACAACCUAUUUAAGACGUUUCAAAGCAGGUUAAUUAACAACAUUAACUCGCACUAACUGUUGAACAAUUACUGAUCCUGAGCAGAAUCAUAAAGAGGGCCUUGACACACGCCGAGAACUACGAACAGGCCUGCCCAUAUAAUCUCAGGAUUUUAAAUCGACUCGAUACAUUUGACGGAGCGAGUUAAUCAAUUCUGAGAUUAUUGUCACUCUGACGAUUCCCGUUUCUAAGUAAUAAAUUGUUAAAAAUAACAACAAAAACCACGGGUCUGUUAAGGGAGCCUCUUCCACAUCCUUCGGGGGGUGGUAUUUCGAUGUACAAACGGGUUACAAACGCAAGCACGGUGGGUAUUUAAAACGAUUCCAAGUAUAUUUUUGGUAUUGUUUCAUAUUUUUUAUUAUUUUAUUGUUUCCCUUCUACGUGACUUUACCGAAAGAACCAAGAAUAUGAUUCCAAGUAUCAUUAUUUACGACCACCCAAUUCGUGAUAACCGUGCCAACACGUAAUUUCAGAUUGCCCUUACUCUCAGACACGUCAGGGCAUUGAUUGGGGCAGAUAAAGCUGUGUAGUAAAUUUCAUAGCGAUUUGCUUCUGGGCUUUUGUAAGUUAUUCUCCGAAAACACGUGAUGGAUGGAUGAACGGACGGACAGAUACAAUAUUUACUGGGUAUAGCAAUAUGUAGUCUUAUCAGCUUUUUCUUUUAUGAAUACGCUCCUGGGGGGUGGGGGGCAAGUGAAGAAUCAUAAGUUGUCAAAACAUUAUUAGAUAACACAGCAAGAUCAGACCACGUUUCCUGCACCUCAAGCGCUUCUCAGGUAGUCCUCAAUUGAAUCAGUACCAAGUGCACGAUCCUUCUCUAUCAGACCACUUAAGUAAUUGAUUACUAGGGCGAUUAUUAUUUAGAUCAUUCGACCAAUCGGACAACACAAAUAUUUAGGGAGGGGAAAAAAAGUGGCAUCUCUCUUCGCACGUGUGCCGCUGGACGGGAGGCAAUGGACGGGGCUUGGUGACAGCAUCAUCACCUGCAUCACUCUGGGCGUGGCUUGUAAGGGGGGGGGGGGGUUUCCCACCUUCAGGGAGGGCAGUAUGUGGGGGUGACCUCCAUUUUUAAAGGUCGCCCGAGUAAUCGACCACGCACAAAGUACGUGCUCGAUUAUAAUUUGUUGUCGCGUCACCGUCUUCAUCGCCGCACCGUCCCCAGCUAUAAUCCCUCGCCCUACUUGCCACGAGAGAGACACCUCCACCGACCCGCCCCUCCAGGCGCUUCACAUAACGGAACCACGGUCAUGGGCUUACACGGCAGCUCGCUGAGAUGGUUUGGCACCAAACGCUCGGAAGGCGACCCGGACGGCAAGGUGUCCGGGUGGUGCAAGCGCUGCCCCAGCUACGACCACAACUGGACAGACCUGCACUACGCAGCCAGCCGGGGUGACCUCCACAAACUCAACAUCCUCCUGCACGCGACAGGUAGCAGCUGUGCUGCGUGCUGUGUAGUGUGUUGUGCGCCCUGUGCGUGGUGUGCAGGUUUGAAAGUGUGGCCGUGGAAGAGGAGGGCGCCCGGGUGGUUCAGAGACACCGACUCGUGCGACAGCAAAGACUUCUACGGGAAGACGCCGCUCUACUGGGCGGCGUACAAGGGUCACAGGGCGUGCAUGGAGCAGCUCAUCGGCCACGGCGCGGACGUCAACAGCCAGUGCAAGCACGGCAGCACCCCGCUACACACGGUCAUUGGCCUCUACCCGGACUGCGCCAUCCUGCUUAUACAGCACGGUGCGGAUGUGAACCAGUCGGACAAGUGGGGGGUCACGCCGAUGUACCUGGCGGCGUGCAACGGCCAUCUGGACGGGCUGCGCCUGCUGGUGCACGCUGGCGCCGUCAUGACCUACAGGAACAAGAUUCAACAUUUCUGCUACGGGGCGGAAAUUCUCGCCGGGCAGAAGACCGGCGAGGUACCGAAGCAGCUGGCGACGCGGGCGUCGGUGGUGUCGUGGCUGGAGGGCUGCGCGGGCACCCCGCGCUCUCUCAAGCACCUGGCACGGGUCCGCAUCGCGCGCCAGCUGGCGCGGCCGAGGAGGGAGGCCGUGCGACGCCUGUGCCUGCCCGCCGUCCUGGAGAGCUACCUCAUGUUCGACGACCUGGCGCAGUGCCUCGCCGACGAGGGCCUCCUCCUCCUCCUGCUGCCCGUGCACGACUCGAGGGCGGACCAGCUGGGCGCCGCCGCCGCCGCGCGGACGUGAAAUUGGCUGUCGCGCGACGGGCGUUGCUGUCUUGCGGCGGGGAUGGUAGUGGAGGUGGGGGAACAUUUUCGUCUACCCCUGCUGCUGCUGCUGCUGCUGCUGUGAGCAGUGGAGAGAGAA
Petromyzon marinus (sea lamprey) is the source of this 3078-nucleotide messenger RNA. RefSeq names its product ankyrin repeat and SOCS box protein 11-like. Gene Ontology annotation, cellular component: nucleus. Gene Ontology annotation, biological process: intracellular signal transduction; protein ubiquitination; positive regulation of protein catabolic process. Gene Ontology annotation, molecular function: protein binding. The record is from RefSeq and is a predicted model, not a curated record. NCBI's taxonomy places the organism in Eukaryota, Metazoa, Chordata, Hyperoartia, Petromyzontiformes, Petromyzontidae.